Alosa sapidissima (American shad) is the source of this 6144-nucleotide messenger RNA. It is a transcript of the gene apbb1, whose product is annotated as amyloid beta (A4) precursor protein-binding, family B, member 1 (Fe65). Gene Ontology annotation, molecular function: amyloid-beta binding; transcription factor binding. Gene Ontology annotation, biological process: regulation of DNA-templated transcription. Gene Ontology annotation, cellular component: cytoplasm; nucleus. Bases 206 to 2629 code for a protein of 807 amino acids. The record is from RefSeq and is a predicted model, not a curated record. NCBI's taxonomy places the organism in Eukaryota, Metazoa, Chordata, Actinopteri, Clupeiformes, Clupeidae. The transcript is spliced from 15 exons.
CAGCUCCAGGGUUUACGUCUAUGCGUCAUGAUGUAAAUCUUGACGUCAACGUAAAUUACUUUGCUAGCCAGCGAGGAUGGUGUUGAGGUUGCAGCUGGGGUUUUCUAAAAACUAACACUAACCAAUACCUGCUGGAUGACUUGUCUGAUGAGAUUUAUGAAAUAAAUGAAGAGUUGUACAUAAACUAGGCUUCCAGCUCUCAGCCAUGUCUCAGGAGAGCCUCUCAGACCUGGCCAAUGAGAACACCGGCCCUCUAGUGACCCCUUCCUUAACCCUUGACCUCCUGUCACCGCACAGUGCCCUGCUUCUCGAUGCCGAGCUCAGCCAAAAAAACAAAAUCAAGGGCUCCUCUUCAUCUUCCUCCUCAUCCCCUAAGUGCCGUCGGAAAUACGCCACCACCACCCCGGCUGACCUCCUCAAUGGCAUGAUGGGCGGUGGGGAACCGCUGGACGACGACGACGACGAUGCCGGUCAGCGGCAGUGGGCUGGGGAGCUGGCAAACAACCAUGACAACGGCCAUUGCCAGUGGAGUGGGCAGGAGACGGGUCAGCAGCAGCACACUGGUCAGGGCAGUAACACCAAGUGGUUGAAGGAAGGCCAGAACCAGCUCCGCAAGGUGGCUGAGAAGCAGCAGCUGCAGCAGCAGCAGCACCAGCAGCAGCAGGACCCUAACCUCAACCACAGCCCUGACCAGAACCUCAACGUCAGCAGCCUGAACGAUAGUGGGAGCAGGAGCCCAGAUGAAGGAAACCCAAACCACAACUCGGUGGUCCUCCACGAGGCGAAGAACAACACCUCCAACAAGGCCCUCACAACCCUGUGUCUGGAGGUGGACGACAAGGGGACGGACGACGGGGUGCUCCUCAUCGACGACUCCGAGCGCCGCCCACGUGUGGGCAAGGAGCGGGAGAACCACGAAGAGGAGAAGGAGGUGGUGGAGGACGAGGAAGAUGAGGAGGAGGUGGAUGAUGAGGAAGAGGAGGAAGAUGAGGAAACCAUGCCGUCUAGUGGGGGGGAGAAGGACACAGACUCCUCGGAGACGCAGAGCCACAGCGAGGAGAGGAGUGGGGAGGGCGAGAGUGGGAAAAGCUCCGGUCUCCUGUUCCCAGGAAGAAGUGGGGCGCCCAGCGAUGAAGACUCCAGCUGCAUGUCACUGUCUCAGGGAAGCACAGCUAACAGCACUCCAGACGGGGAGACUGAGUCGUACUGGGACCGCAGCGAGUUUGAGACGGACGUGGACCUGCCGGCAGGUUGGAUGCGGGUGCGGGACACCUCGGGCACCUACUACUGGCACAUCCCCACGGGCACCACGCAGUGGGAGCCACCCUCGCCCCAGGAGGAGGGCGCCACCCUGGAGAGGCCCUCCAGCACCUCCCCUGCCAUCACACCCAGCGAGGAGCCACAGGUCACAUGGAGAGGCCCCUCUCGCCACAACAGGUUCAACGACGAGGACCUGUGGAAGGAUGACGUGACGUCUGAUCAAAGUCUCAAGGAGUUUGAGGGGGCAACUCUGCGCUAUGCCUCCAUCAACCUGAGUUGCACCCAGUCUGACGCUGAUCAGAAGCUUGAUGGCUAUAACACAGACUCCGAGUCUAAGUGUUUUGCGGUGCGUUCUCUGGGCUGGGUGGAGAUCUCGGAGGAGGAGAUGGCUCCUGGCAAGAGCAGUGUGGCCGUCAAUAACUGCAUCAGACAGCUGUCCUACCACAAACACAACCUGCACGACACAGCAGGCAUCUGGGGAGAGGGUAAGGACAUGCUGCUGGUGCUGGAGAAUGAGACUUUGAAGCUGAUCGACCCCCUCAGCCAAACGCUGCUUCACUCCCAGCCCAUCAUCAGCAUCCGUGUGUGGGGGGUGGGUCGUGACAACGGCAGGGAGAGGGACUUUGCAUACGUGGCGCGGGACAAGUUGACCCACGUUCUGAAGUGUCACGUGUUCAGAUGCGACACCCCUGCCAAGAACAUCGCCACCAGCAUGCACGACAUCUGCUCCAAGAUCAUGGCGCAGAGGAAGUCUUCCAAGACCUCCGUGAGCAAGCUGAAUAUCGACCCUUCCAAGCUACUGGACAUGCCCUUUCAGGAAUUUCCCGUACCAAAGAACGAACUGGUGCAGCGUUUCCAGGUUCAUUACCUCGGGAACGUGCCAGUGGCCAAACCUGUAGGUAAGGGACGCCUUGGAGUGGACAUCAUUAACGUUGCCCUGGAAACGGCUCUGAACACCAAAGAGAAAGAUGACUGGAUACCGGUGACUGUGAAUGUCGCCUCAGCGACACUUACUAUACUCCAUGCAGAGACGGAGGAGGUUGUGUGUGAGUGCCGCGUGCGUUUCCUCUCCUUCAUGGGCGUGGGGAAGGACGUGCACACGUUCGCCUUCAUCAACGCUGAAGCUCCUGGCCACUUCAUCUGCCACAUGUUCUGGUGCGAGCCCAACGCUGCCAGUCUGAGCGAGGCCGUGCAGGCGGCUUGCAUGCUGCGAUACCAGAAGUGUCUGGACGCGCGGCCCCCCAGCAGCGGCUCGUGCCUGCCGGGCCCCCCUGCGGACUCUGUGGCCAGACGUGUGGGCUCCAGCGUCAGGAAGGGCGUGCAGAGCCUGCUGGGCAGCUUCAGGCGCUCCGGCUCCCAGACGCCCUAGGGCUCUGCCCUGUCCCGCCCAGUGCCCUCUCUCUCUCCUCAUGUCCUCUCUCUCACCCCUUCACAUACACAGGACUCUCCCUCUCUCUUACACACUGUCUGGAACAACACUCCCUACCCCUUUGUCUGGUCAGUGUCUAAACCUCUCGUCUCCCCCCAGAUGGACUCUGAACUCCAACCACCCACUCACAUUAGCUGCCCACCCCACUCGUCACUUCUCCCUCCUUUCCUCUCCUCUCUCCUUUCCUCUCCUCUCUCCUUUCCUCUCCUCUCUCCUUUCCUCUCCUCCCUCCUUUCCUCUCCUCCCUCCUUUCCUCUCCUCUCUCCUUUCCUCUCUUUCCUUCCUGUCUUGGCUCACAGUCUGAGAUUCCUCCCUGAAUCAUCCUGUUCAGGAUUGGAUGUUCUCUGUUUGUGCUCUACCUGCCUUCUUCAUGUUCCUCUCUGGGGGCCAAAAUAUCUAACCUGUGACUCAUUUUAGAACCCCCCCCCCCCCCCACACACAUACACACACACACACACACACACACACACACACACACACACAUACAUACACAGUUAAUGAAUGGAACUGGAACGGUGACUUUGCGGACUUUGCGGAAAUUUGCCUCGCUGGCUGUCCUAGCCAUGUUGUGUAAGAAGGGUUCACAAGUGUGCUGAUCAUAAGAGUUAAUGAUCUUAGAAAGUUAUUUAUAUGAUAUCAGAAAUGAUCACGAAUUGGUCAUGAUUUGUGCAAUUUAGCAAUGAAAUAACGUAAGGAGGCAAAGGAACACCAGACUGAAAACAAAACAAACAAAACAACUGUAUCAAUGUUAACAAGUAGAGAACAGAUCCGUAUUACGAACAGAGAAGCAUCGAGUCAUUGUAGGAACACUGCAGUGAUCGAGAAUUAUGUAAAUGCAAACUAAAUACCUAAAUGUCUAUGUCCUAUGACGUGUGUUCGACUAAUUGUAUACUAUGUAUAGCUGCCAUGCGUUUCGUCACCACACUAAAAAGAGUCGGUUGAUUAUUUUAAACAUAAUGCUGGUUCAGGCCUUGUCGAUGUAAACCUUCAUUUGAAGAGUAGUAUGUUUGAUCAUACUUUUUUUUGGUAUGCUGGCCAGGUGUGCUUGGGAAGGCUCGUUGAAGGUCAUAGUGUCUCUAGAGACAUUUUUGUUCCUUUGGAGUGCUAUUCCACAGAGAUGAGUGUAGCGUCGCUUUCUGCUCCGUUCUAGGUUGUGGUUCUGGGAUGUCCUCGCUGUCCCAGCAAACCGUUCUGGCAGUAAAGCGCACAGAAAAAAACAACAACCCCAAAACAGAUCUUUGGAGGACGGGCAAGUCUAGUUGUCAUGCCUUUUUCCCAACCUUCUUUGUGUGUCAGUGCGUGUAUCUUUCCAUGUACUGCAGACUCUCUCUGCAGGGUGAUUGAAUAAGUCACAGCGGUUUGUAAAGCCUAUUUGUCGUCCUGCUGGUUGUACAAACCUAUUAUACGGACACUGAUGUCCUCUGAGGACCACAGAUGUCCUCUUUAAGAUCAUAUUACCUUUCAUCUGGAUGUAAUAAUUCUAAAAAGACCUCUCGCUACUCUGAAAGUCCGUUUUGGUUUUUAGUUUAACAUAUAUGAUUGUAAGGCUGCUGAUUGUGGCAUGACUGACCCGUUCUUUUUUUUCUUUUCUUUUUUUUAUCACAAGCUGUAAUCAAUAAUAUAUCACGUCUUCCUAAAUGCGUAGAUUGAGUAGGUAGUAAUGCAUUUCACACACGCACCCAUAUGGGCAUUGGUCUUUAUUUGAAGUUAUUUCGUAAUAUAAUUGAGUAUUUUUGUAAUAAUUUUGUAAGCUGGCUGCUCUUAUCAGAAUGCACUACAGUCUAUUUAAACUUUAAUAAGAUGAUCGUGUGUUGAACUUUGGCUUUGCUGUCCGACCACCCGCUGUGUCACCACUAUGUGGUUCUUAGUGAAGGAGAGCUGUGCUUCCUCAUGCAGUCAAAGUAAAUCUGAGAAUGAGCCUCUGAUCGCCCCCUACUGUUUGCCUGCCACAACUGCACUUUUCCAUCAGUGGAAUCUAAAAUCUGACAUUGUUUGUAACACAGGCUCUAGAAGGAAAAUAGUAUAGAGGACCGAGAUUUAUUAGGUCAAGUUUCACUCAUGUUAACUCAAUGAGGAACUCAUUGCCAUUCAAAUUGAUGUUUGAAAACCUACAAAGACGUCAAAACUGCCAUUAUGUUUGUGAUAAGCUCCUAGGUUGUACUUCCAUUGCAAUCAGCACCAAUGGUUUGCUCGGGCUAAUGUAAAGCCAUCCCUUGCUCGUGUGAGUAGGUUCCUGAAUACUAAGGCAGUGUGGCUGUGGUGUUGAUAUGUAGGAAGGGGCUGCAAAGGAGUUGUUCACAUUUUCGUUUGUCGUUCUGAUUUUAUUUAGGCUUGAUGAGUUUAUCACUGCCUUGGUUUUUUAUAUGUCCGAUCUUAAUGUCUAAUGUUUUUAACGUUAAUAUUUCUGGUUGAUUUUUAAGUAAUACCUAUGCCAUAUCAUUCAAGCUGAUGAGAUUUAUGACUGGUUGUUUCUUUAAGUGUUUUUAGAGCUUUUAACAUAGUUACUGUUUUCUACUUAUGUUUUUUGUUGAUGUGACACUAUCCAUUUGGUUAAGCUGUUUUGUUUUUCGUUAAAUAUUCAUCUUCUGUGUUUUAUUCAUUACUGAAGCCGAAUUAUGCUUUGUGUGUACGCACGCACUGUUUUGUCAUAACAUUUCCUUCACACUACACCUACACUACACGUUAUUUAUGUUCAUCUUUUUUGUUUUCGUUACUGAAUCUCAAAACAGAUUUACACUCUCCUUUUUUCUCAUUGUAGAUGGCAUGAUGUUAUGAGCGGUGAAAAGGGAUCUUAUCUUAUUUCCUCAUAUCUGUUCUCAGAGGAAAUAAUGCAUAGGCUCAAAUGGAAUGUCUUUUUGGAUAGGUCAAAUGUGAGAAGGAGGUCUUGACCAGGCAAAUGAAUAGGUGUUCCACAUCUCUCUCCAUCAAUGUAUUUGAUGUUUGGGGAGGGGGGACGACUGAUUUUCCCUUCCUCUGUUGUAGAAGAGAACACCAGGAACUCAUCUUAACACUAUAAUUGCUGUUACUCUAGGCCCAUCUCUGUUUUCACUGACAACUCUCAGUGAAAGUCAGUUCCACUUGCACAGGCCUUGUGAAUAACAGUGUGUCAUAUCAUGGUUAUGCUUACAUGGCACCUUCAGUAUGAUUUAGCCUAAAAAGAUAGUGAUUUAUCCAAUCAAUGACACACUUUAAACAUGUCUGCCUCUCGGAAAUCAGUUUUGUCCGUAAUAUGCCAAGCUAAUGACGAUUUACCUGUGUGUAGUCCAUGAGGAUGUACUUUACUGGUCAGCAUGACUGCUUUUAGUUUCACCUCGUACGCAAUCCAUGGAAGAUUUUUUUUUUUAAAGGCUUGUGCAACAUUUCCUUUUAAAAUGUAAACCAGAUGUGAUGUAUAUACAUGUAUAUUAAUAUAAUGUAUCACUGAACAAAAUAAAAUACACAAUGUGGUGCACACA